This is a messenger RNA of Daktulosphaira vitifoliae (grape phylloxera), 817 nucleotides long. RefSeq lists its product as uncharacterized. The transcript has 3 exons. The coding region runs from base 307 to 672 and encodes 121 amino acids. The record is from RefSeq and is a predicted model, not a curated record. NCBI's taxonomy places the organism in Eukaryota, Metazoa, Arthropoda, Insecta, Hemiptera, Phylloxeridae.
AUGCGUAAAUAUUUUUAUAAAAAAACUGAAGUUUUAUAAUAAAAAUCGUUGAAAUAAUAUUUCUUGAGUCUAAAUUUAAGUUAUUAACAACGUUAACAUAUGUUUUUUUUUAAAUUUACUAAAAUUUAUACGAUUUUUAUUAUUAACUAAUGGUAUAAUUACUAUUAAAUUUCAAUAUAUUCUGUCGUUCUGCUUACAAAAUAAUAAAAUGUUUAAUGAAAUUAAAAUGGUUAUGACAAAAUAUUGAACAAUUUUUUGCUUUUUAAUUAAAGUGAUUUCAUAUUUGGUUCGUAUAAAAAAACCAUAAUGACUGCUGAUGCCCUCAGAGUUUUAAGGAAGCGAUCAUUAGAAGACUAUGAUGAUGAUUAUAAACCAUUAUCAAAGCGUAUGCAUAGCAUGUAUCUUCUAGAUUCACCUGGAUCUGGAGACAGUGCUCUAGCUGAUAAUAUAUGUGGGGAUGGCUCAUCUUCAUCGUCACUGUAUAAUAGUGAAGCUUCUAAUGUAUCUAAUUAUAAUAAUUUAGAACUUCAGAAUAAUGACAGAAAUAAAAAUCAAGAACAAUUACAGUAUGAUCCAGAUCUUACAUCUGAUCAAAAUCCAUUUUAUUAUGAGAGUAAUAAACUUUUGUUUGAUUUAUAUGUUGAAAGAAUACAUCGACAUGGACAAAAUUAAUAAUUAAAAAAGCUUUCACUUAAUAUAUAUAAUGUCAAGUAAAAAAAUACAAUUAAAUGUUUUUGUUUUUUAGAUUUAAGUUAUAAUUCUAAUUAGUAUUUUUUAGAUAUAUAUUAAAUAUUUUCCAAAUUUUAAGUUAUUAGGG